UAUGUUGUUUAUGGGGAAGCAAGCGACGAGCGGCGUACUACUUUUAACUUUAGCGUUUUCCCUCCUUAACAUUUUUGGCGUACAUUUAAUGUAAUUUACUACAGUUUAUUGUGAUUAAAUUCCAACAAGUUAUUCUUUUUACGCUUAUUUAGAACUAAUUACUUUUCGGCAUUAAAAAUGCGGAAAAUAUCCAAAAAUCGUACAGAUGACGAUGUUGUUUCAUCGACCAAUGGAUCUGCAUCUGUCGGGAACGAGGAGAGUCAAGAAUCAGAGCAAGGCAAAAAACAAGCCAAUAAUGAAGACAAUGAAAAUUAUAAAGACAAAAACAAAAGUGAAGAUGAUAAGGAUUCAUCUUCUGUUAAGGGAACGCCUAAGAAGAGUAAAUCAAAACAGUCGAAAAAGAAGAAAUCCGAAAAAGUAAAUAAAAAAGACGCUGAAGAAGAAUAUGAGGUGGAAAAAAUUUUAGAUUCCAAAAAAAUAAAAGGGAAAUUGCACUAUCUAAUACGUUGGAAGGGCUAUUCAGCCGAUAGUGAUAGUUGGGAACCGUCUAAUACGUUGUCUUGCCCAGAUUUAAUCAUCAAAUAUAAUGAGGAGAAGGAAAAUUCAAAGAACAGUCCAUCAAAAAAAGCUAACAAACGGAAAGGUGCUAAGAAAGAGAGUAAAUCGCCACCAAAGAAAUCUAAAACCAGUUGGGACUCCGAGAAUGCUGAUGAAGAUGCUGAGUAUGAGGUAGAGCGCAUUCUUGAAGUUCAUCACAAGAAGAAUGGCAGCAGGGAUUUUUUGAUUCAUUGGAAGGGAUGGUCAAGCAAAUUUGACUCCUGGGAACCCGAGGCAAAUUUAAAUUGCCCCGAUUUAAUAAAAAGAUUUAUGGAGAAGGUUGAAAAUGCUAAAACAACUGAGAGUAGGAAUUUAAGAGUAGCUCCAGAGACCACAAACCGUUUCACUCUCCAAGAUCCAACAUCAGGGCGACGUCUCAGUAAGAGAAGAGGACAACGCCAACGUGUCCGAUAUGACAAUGCAGAGUAAUGUGUGUGUGUAUGUUGAUCAUACCAUUACACGUUAAUGUAAGAGACGCUUUUUUCUAUUAACUAUUUUCAAUAUUUGUAAAACAAUUUUAUUUGUUAACACUGUUAGUGAUAAGAAAGAUAUUUUUUAUUUAUAACAUUUUCGGACUUAUGUAUGUGUGUUUGUUCUAUGUAAUAUACUGUGCAAUAUUGCAAUGUUAAUAUAUACAGCAUAUGAUGUAAAAUAUAUAUAUAUUCAAAAAUUACAGUUCAUGUAUCGUCUCAUAUUAAUAUAUUUGCAAUGAACAGGUUUACUUACCUUAAGUUAUCAAAAUGACCUAUUUAUAAUGUUAGAGAUACACUAGAUAUUGAAAUAUUUUUUUUUAUCUAGAAUAUUGCUCUAAUAAUAGUUCUUCUGACUAAAAAUUUAUGUCUCGAAGAUGUUUUACAAAUCUAACAUAUUUUUUCAUGAUGGGUGUACAUUAAGAAGAUUAUUUCUUUUAAGCAAAAUUGUAUUUAAAUAGAAAUAAAUAUAUUAGCAAGUAGCUUUAAUAAUGUAAGACGUAGGGUUCCACCAAGAAUUACAGACUAAAGGCAAUCAUCAAUAAUUCAACUAUAUUAUGCAAUCAUAGACAAGUAAAAAAAAUUAAUAAUAUAUUAUAAUAUUCUAAUUGAAUCACUGAAGGCAUAUCCUGAGAACAGUUUCAGUACAGUAUCCGUAGAUAAUCUGUUGUGUAUACAUCCGAAAAUAAAUAUUUGAUUUCGUA
Messenger RNA from Danaus plexippus (monarch butterfly), 1771 nucleotides. Its product is annotated as chromobox protein homolog 1-like. Gene Ontology annotation, molecular function: chromatin binding. Gene Ontology annotation, biological process: negative regulation of transcription by RNA polymerase II; chromatin organization. The record is from RefSeq and is a predicted model, not a curated record. NCBI's taxonomy places the organism in Eukaryota, Metazoa, Arthropoda, Insecta, Lepidoptera, Nymphalidae. The transcript is spliced from 6 exons. Bases 178 to 1026 code for a protein of 282 amino acids. Gene Ontology annotation, cellular component: pericentric heterochromatin.